This is a messenger RNA of Helobdella robusta, 2728 nucleotides long. RefSeq lists its product as hypothetical. Lineage: Eukaryota; Metazoa; Annelida; Clitellata; Rhynchobdellida; Glossiphoniidae. The record is from RefSeq and is a predicted model, not a curated record. The transcript has 12 exons. The coding region runs from base 104 to 2098 and encodes 664 amino acids.
AUCACAUUUAAUAAACGGCGCGCCAUUCAACUGAAAUACGUUUAAAAAAGAAGUUUAUUAUCCUAUUAAUAAUUAAGUUAACUGAAGUUUAUUCACCCGCAAAAUGGUUUUACUCAAAAAUAUUUUAAUUCUUCUGUGUAUCAUUCUAGCACAGAAUGCAAAUUGUUGGUUUUUCUCCGGCAAAACUGACGGUAAACUUUCCCAGUCACAAAUUGCUUCCCAUGAAGUUGCAGAUGGGAGUGGACAGCCACUGCAGAAUGCACAGCAGCAAGUUUUUCGACAGGUACCCUUCGAAAUCAAACUUGUCGACGAUCGUUUGUUGAAAGAAAUAUCUGCUGUCGACGAAAUGAGCCUACUUGAUAGCUGCUAUCAUAGGGUCAUGGCAGAACUUCAAGGUUCAUGUGGGUUGAUGAAUGAAGAAGAAAUUUCCAAGCUGUCUGUUCAACUGCUCAACUGUCAAUCAUCUGUGGAGGGCCGUCAAACCUUCCUCUGCACCUCUGAUAUGUCAAUAGGAGAAUGUACAAAAGAAAUGGACUCAACACUGUGGAACUCCUAUCAGAUUGUUUCCAACAGAGCUCGAGCUGUUUGCUACCAGAUCAGACAGCAACAAUUUCGAUUCAAAACUGAGCUGACUGUCAAUAAAUUGGUGCAAACUUCUGAGGAACAACUGAGAAAUAUGAGAGAGAUGGAGUCAAGCCAGGAAGUGUUGAGGAACAUGACAGAAGAUGCUAUGAAGAAUGUGAUGGUGGGACAGGAGAGGUUGCUGAACCAGCAGGAUGAAAUUAGCACUACUCAGAUGAAAAUUGAAAGCCAGAUUGAAACAAAUUUGAAACAACUUGAAUUGGAGAAAAUUAUUAUUACAAGUGAAAAUGAGAAAAUUAUGAAAAUGACUGAACAGAUUCAUGACAAAUUAGAUGACACGAACAGUUGGCUGUCCAAGCAGGCAGAUGCACAGUCACAGAUGUACAAUGAGCUCAUGCAUGAUGUCAAUCAAAUAUUUACUGAGACACAGAGUGUGUUCAAAGUGUUGGAUGAAGGAAGGUCCCAGCUGAACAUGUUGAAAGAUGAAACAACUGAACACCUGGAUGAUGUUGUGCAGAACUUAAAACUCAUUAAUGGCUCCAUCAACUAUGUUGUUCGCAUGAUUGAAAGCGCAAAACUUGUUGUUUUUGAACAUUUGCAGACAAUUGAAGUUUAUUUGAAGUUGGCUGGAAAAGACUUGGACUUCUUGUCAACAUUUGCCUUUCACGUGAUUUACUUCUUUCUGGUGCUGUUCGCGCUGACCUUCUUUCAUUUGCAUCCAUUCUUUAAAGUCCUCCUCCUCCUCCUCGUCCUUGCAAAUGUCGCUAGUCUGGCCUACUUGGAAGUGUGUCUCAGUUUCGCCAACCUCACUUAUGUGCUUGUUUUCCUAAUUUUAUUCCACUACCUCAUGGUGGACAAGUGCAGCAGCAAAGUUGAGAGGGAGUCCGCCAAACAAUCACAGGGCUUCAACUCCACUUUGGCACUACCCAACAACGACAUUGCAAGGAAAAUCACAGGAUCAGGAUUGUCUCUCCCGGAAAUCCAGAAGGUUAUCCAGGUCUUGGAGAAGCUCAAAUGUGAACGUAACAAUGCAGAAGAGAUUGAAAUGAAUUCUUCGCCGAAAUGCGGUUCAUCUGUUAACAGUUCAUCCAGUAAUCAUGAAGCUUUUUUCAACGAUGAUGUGCAAAUUUCCUCUGACCCCUUCUCCCAGGAAGUCAUCUUAGGUGGCAGUUUCCUUCCGAUGAACCCGCCUCCCACUCCUAAUCAUUUUCCUAAUUUACCAUUGGAGGACUGCAAGGUUGAUCGUAACCUUCGAACUCCGCUGACAGCCAGGAGACAUUUGAUGAUGUCAUUCGAACAUCUGACCCCGACCAGGCGAACAAGCAGGUCAAGUUCUCCCGCCAGAAUGUCGACACCCAGGCAUAAGAGUCCAUCCAGAGAUAGCACCUUCAAUCGAUCGUUGAGACCCCAGUGUACCGCCAGCACGAAGUCAGGUACGACGUGCAAACUUCCCUGCCAAGAUGGCUCCUUCUACUGCCACGUGCAUCUCAACAGUCCUGCUCUCGACAGCUUUUAAAACAAAUACCACACUUAGAUAUCUCCAAACACUUUGUACAUAAUAGUUAUUGUUAGAUAACAUGGUUUUUAAUCGUUAAACUAAGUGCAAUACGUAUAUUCAUAACUUUAUUUAUAAUUUGUCAAAUGAUCGUGUUUUAUGGUUUUAUUUGAUAUCUUUGUAUUCACGUCUAACUUUAUGUUUUGUAGUUUUACGAAUUUUUCGAGAGAUUUACUGUUUGAAUCUGAUUAAUAUUUCAAUAUUAUGUGAAUAAUUUAGUACAAUCUGAAUAUUUUUUUAAAAUUUAUGGUCUGUAGGAAAUGAAUUUUCGGUUCGCUGAUAAGUUAAAUUUCGUCAAUUGGUUUUUCAACUUAUGAUCUUUUGAUCUACUAUGGAAUUUUUUGCGGUUCCGAUUUGGAUGGAGGCAGAUGAACAGUGAAAAACAUUUUAAAAUGAAUAUUUGGUCAAACAGUUUCGAAUUAUUAGCUCCACCUUUUAGCUACAGCUACCCCAUCAUCACAGCGUUUUCCAGCACCAAGGAGCGAUUUCUUUCACGAAAUUUGAAAUGUACUGGUGCAUAAAUUUUAAAUAAUGGUUCAUUAAAGUUUAAUUUAAAAAAUGUUAAGUGAUCCAAUAAAUAUUUAUAACUUA